AUGGUUUCAUUCGUUUGCGAAGUCUGUCAAGACACCGUCAAAAAGCCCAAGCUCGACCAACACCGCUCCCGCUGCCACGGCGCCUACUUCACCUGCGUAGACUGCAACACGACCUUCAACGGUCCCGCCGCAUACAAAUCUCAUACGUCGUGUGUGAGUGAGGCGCAGAGGUAUCAGAAGGCGUUGUAUAAGCCUACGAAGAAGGAGUUGAAGAAGCAGCAACAGGAGGUUGUGAGUGCGCCGGCGGUGGAGGCGAAGAAGGUCGUUGAGGAGAAGGAGGAGUCGAAGAAGAGGUCUCACGACGAGAUGGAGACUGAGUCCGCACCCGCUGAGAAGAAGUCCAAGGAGUCUAAGAAGGACAAGAAGGAGAAGAAGUCUGAGUCCGACAUCGUCGCAACGCUCUCAGACCUCGUCGGUGACGAAUCGUUGUCCCUCCACAAGCUCUUGAAGAAAUUGAGAAAGAAGGAGGGCAAGGAGGAAAAGGACGACGAAAAGUUCUUGAAGAAGAUCGCGUUGAGAAAGGAGGGUGACAAACUCGUUGUUGUCAAGGCUUAG
This is a messenger RNA of Saitoella complicata NRRL Y-17804, 555 nucleotides long. RefSeq lists its product as uncharacterized. Lineage: Eukaryota; Fungi; Ascomycota; Saitoellomycetes; Saitoellales; Saitoellaceae. The record is from RefSeq and is a predicted model, not a curated record. The transcript is spliced from 2 exons. Gene Ontology annotation, cellular component: nucleolus. Gene Ontology annotation, biological process: negative regulation of transcription by RNA polymerase II; rRNA processing. The coding region runs from base 1 to 555 and encodes 184 amino acids. Gene Ontology annotation, molecular function: DNA binding.